UCAAACAAACUUAACUCGUGCCUCAUCUCUCUCUCUCCAGCAGUUGUCCAAUAACCUAGAAUCCCACCAUAGAGAGAGAAACAUCACAUCCCACCAACUCACCCAAACGAUGAAGGCGUCGUUCAAAGCUAGAUACGAGCCCGAAAAAGCCGCCGCCGCCGCCACCGUUUCCGUCAACGCCGGCGACUUCAAGCUCCGCGCCUCCCUCACCGAUGCCACCGUCGUCAACGGCCCCAGCUUGAACGGCCUAGCUAUCGCUGUCGAGAAGCCUGGCUUCUUCAUCGUCGACUACAACGUCCCCAAAAAAGAUGUUAUGUUUCAGUUCAUGAAUAGUGUUAGGGUGGCAGAGAAGCCGUUGAAUUUGACUUACAUUCACAGCAAAGGCGACGGGCGGACAAUUUUGAAUGGGGCUUUGGUUAUUGAUUCCGGCAAUAAGGUUUCGGCAAAUUAUGUGCUCGGCACUGGAAAAACCAAGUUGAAGUAUACUUAUGUUCAUGGAGGGCUGACCACUUUCGAGCCGAGCUAUGAUUUGGGGAAGAAUGCUUGGGAUUUUGCUGUUACUCGGAAAGUUUAUGGCGAUGAUGUAUUGAGGGCUACUUAUCAAACAUCCGCUAAGAAUUUUGGGCUUGAGUGGAGCCGGAGUUCGAAGCAGAAUGGAUCCUUUAAGAUCAUAGCAUCCGUCAAUUUGGCAGAGGAACGAAAAAUACCAAAAUUAUGUGCUGAAACAACCUGGGACUUUGAGAUGUGAUCUCCUUUACUUGUGGUGCAGGGGAGCAAGAUAUGAUGUAUUUUUUACCCUUCAUUUUUACAGUGUUCAAUUUCAUUUUGCAGUGAGCAGGUUGACAAACUGCAGCGAACUUUUAGCCACUGUAAUAAUAAUUUCAGUUGAUCAAUUCAUACUCUGAAUUUCAGCUUA
Molecule: messenger RNA, 916 nt
Organism: Salvia hispanica
Lineage: Eukaryota; Viridiplantae; Streptophyta; Magnoliopsida; Lamiales; Lamiaceae
Product: outer envelope pore protein 24A, chloroplastic-like
Biological process (GO): regulation of monoatomic ion transmembrane transport
Molecular function (GO): voltage-gated monoatomic cation channel activity
Source: RefSeq, a predicted model, not a curated record